Molecule: messenger RNA, 482 nt
Organism: Drosophila sulfurigaster albostrigata
Lineage: Eukaryota; Metazoa; Arthropoda; Insecta; Diptera; Drosophilidae
Product: cuticle protein 16.5-like
Exons: 2
Coding region: 101-454 (117 amino acids)
Source: RefSeq, a predicted model, not a curated record
UAAAUUCCCAGUUUUUGUAUAAAUUGCAGAGUGAAGCUGCUAAAAGGCAUCAAACAAUUUCCAGUCUUCAAGCUGUAAACAAAUCAACAAACAAAACAAAAUGUUUAAAUUCGCCGUUGUUAUCUUCGCCGUCAUCGCUUGCGCCGCUGCCAAGCCUGGAGUUCUUCUGAGCCAGCCAUUGGCUUAUGCUGCUCCAGCUGCCGUUGUUGCUGCUCCUGCUCCAUAUGUGACUGCAACCAGCAGCCAAGUGAUUGCCCGCAACUACAAUGGAAUCGCAGCUGCUCCAGUGAUUGCUCCAGUAGCUACUCCGUUGGCUGCUCCAGUCAUUGCCAAGUACGCUGCUGCUCCUCUGGCUUACAGCUCUCCAUUGGCUGCUCCUCUUGCGUACAGCUCUCCCUUGACUGCCCCUUUGGCGUAUUCCGCUCACCACGUUGCUGCCCCAGUUCUGUUGUAAGAACUUGUGAUCAAACUGAAAAAUAAAA